This is a messenger RNA of Nycticebus coucang (slow loris), 934 nucleotides long. It is a transcript of the gene PCLAF, whose product is annotated as PCNA clamp associated factor. The coding region runs from base 96 to 569 and encodes 157 amino acids. Gene Ontology annotation, biological process: translesion synthesis; regulation of cell cycle. The transcript has 5 exons. Gene Ontology annotation, molecular function: chromatin binding. The record is from RefSeq and is a predicted model, not a curated record. Gene Ontology annotation, cellular component: nucleus. Lineage: Eukaryota; Metazoa; Chordata; Mammalia; Primates; Lorisidae.
AUAAACUGUGGCGGGAGUUCAGUUUUCAAGUCCUUGUCCAGUGAAUCGCUCUCGGCUAAGAACGGUUGGUUAUUCUCGGCUUCUCCCUUUUGAACAUGGUGCGGACUAAAGCAGACAGCGUCCCAGGCACCUACAGAAAAGUGGUGGCUUCUCGAGCUCCCAGGAAGGUGCUUGGUUCCUCCACUUCUGCCACUAAUUCUGCGUCGCCUUCGUCAAGGAAAGCUGAAAAUAAGUACGCAGGCGGGAAUCCAGUUUGUGUGCGUCCAACUCCCAAGUGGCAAAAAGGAAUUGGAGAAUUCUUCAGGCUGUCCUCUAAAGAUUCUGGAAAAGAGAAUCGGAUUCCUGAAGAGGCAGGAAGCAGUGGUUUAGGAAAAGCAAAGAGAAAGUACUGCUUGCUGUCUUCCCCUCAUCAGCCAGAAGCCCAAGAGUCUCCAGCACACCAAGCAUCAAGCUGGAUCCUCGCCACAUUGAUCCACAUGGAGCAUGUCCUUUGCAACCUGAUCACACAGAUGAAGAAAAAGAAUAGAACUCCUCUUUACUCUGGCCUUCUACAAUGUAAAUUUACAUAAAUGUGUUUGUUCCAAUUAGCUUUGUUGAUAAGCAUUUAAUUUAAAAAAUGCGGCUUAAAUUUAGCUGUUCAAAAAGUCUUUAUGAAUUUGGAGAAUUUGUAAUAUUAAUUAUGGUUACUUAGCUUAGUAUCCAAUAUAAUGCAGUAUUUGGUUUCUUUUACCAAAUUAAGCUUAUUCUUCUUGCUAAAAUCAAAUCAUUAUGUUAUGUUCUAAUUAUAGAUUUUCUGUAUUUAAGAUUUGUUUAGUUUUUUUACUGCUGCCAUUUUUAUUGGCAUUUGAUUAUUGGAAUGGUGCCAUAUUUUUAUUCUUUUUAUUUGCUUUAAAAAGCAGAAUUAGAUUUUGCACAUAAAAAAAUUCAGUAUUAA